Fundulus heteroclitus (mummichog) is the source of this 1567-nucleotide messenger RNA. RefSeq names its product ADP-ribosylation factor-like 8Ba (gene arl8ba). Gene Ontology annotation, cellular component: lysosomal membrane. NCBI's taxonomy places the organism in Eukaryota, Metazoa, Chordata, Actinopteri, Cyprinodontiformes, Fundulidae. Bases 134 to 694 code for a protein of 186 amino acids. Gene Ontology annotation, molecular function: GTP binding; GTPase activity. Gene Ontology annotation, biological process: protein transport; anterograde axonal transport. The transcript has 7 exons. The record is from RefSeq and is a predicted model, not a curated record.
CCGCUGCCUGUGUGUCCCACUUCCCUUCCUUCCCCCGCUGCUGCCGCUGCUGCUGGAAAAACGCCACAUCUGACAGGGAGGGAGUGAAAAGGAAGAAAACCACAACAAGGGGAGCGUGAUCGGCGACAUCAAGAUGCUGGCGCUAAUAAAUCGGCUUUUGGACUGGUUCAGGUCCCUGUUCUGGAAGGAAGAGAUGGAGCUGACGCUGGUCGGCCUGCAGUACUCUGGAAAAACAACAUUUGUAAACGUGAUCGCUUCUGGUCAUUUCAGCGAAGACAUGAUUCCCACAGUCGGCUUCAACAUGAGGAAGGUCACGAAAGGAAACGUCACCAUCAAGAUCUGGGACAUAGGAGGACAGCCCAGGUUUAGGAGCAUGUGGGAGAGGUACUGCCGGGGAGUAAAUGCAAUUGUGUACAUGGUUGACGCUGCAGAUCGAGAAAAGGUGGAGGCCUCCCGGAAUGAGCUUCAUAACUUGUUAGACAAACCUCAGUUGCAAGGAAUUCCUGUUUUGGUACUCGGCAACAAAAGGGAUCUCCCCAACGCUUUAGAUGAAAAACAACUCAUUGAGAAAAUGAAUCUAGCAGCUAUUCAGGACAGAGAGAUAUGCUGCUACUCCAUUUCCUGCAAAGAGAAAGACAACAUUGAUAUCACACUUCAGUGGCUCAUCCAGCACUCGAAGUCUCGCAGGAGCUGAAUGCUGCAUUUUUUUCUCUCUCUCUGCUGUAUUCGCCAUGUUGCUGUCAUGUCACGUCCUCACCACUGCGCAACGAUGUACAGCCACAUUUUCACUUUACCUGCUGCACUGUUUUGCUCGUUUCACACUUUUUUUUUCCCUUCCCCACUCAGUGAUUCUUUCACGAACUCAUAAUGCACUACUUAAACUUCUGGUUCCAGAUUUAGGGAAAGAAAUUUGCAUUAUACAUCAAGUGAAACUGUAAUUUACAGCAAAAUAAAAGACUGAUUUCUUAGUUUUUACCUCACAGGCAUUAACCAGGGGAUAUUUACCCGAUAGUGGGUAUAAUAAUCCAUACACCCGGAGAAAGGUAAUGUCCAGUAGACUUCACACAAUGAGAAAUAUUCUUCAUACGGCUGAGUGUGAUGCCAGAAUGUGAAUGAUUUGGACCUCAUUUCUAUCGUGCUCUGUUCCUGUGAUUGUCCUUGACGACCGUCACCCCUCGCUUGGAUCAGUGCGCGUCUUUUUUUCUUUUAGAAAAUUAUGCAUUCUUGUCAAUUCAAGCAGAUCUGUACAAAUAUCUUGCUAGUAUGAUUUUUACCAAUGUGGGAUGUGUGUGUAUGAAUAUAUGAUUCUAUUUAAAGUCUGAAUGUACCAAAAGUAAAGCUGUACAGGCCUGUGUGGUUCAUAUUAGCCUCUGUGUAUAGUAGCCUCAGUGGAAUGAUGUCCUCUGUGCUGCUUCGAGGCUGAGGGAGUGGCAGAAAUUAAAGUGCCUUGUGCAGCAUCUCUCUCCUCUGAACAAAGCAGCAUGUAAGGUGGGCCUACCUGCGUAGAGCCAAAAGCAAUUCCACCUCAAUGUGUUAGAAAAUAAAAAGGCAUGCUUUUUAAUUUAAA